This is a messenger RNA of Vicia villosa (hairy vetch), 1227 nucleotides long. RefSeq names its product short-chain dehydrogenase TIC 32, chloroplastic-like. NCBI's taxonomy places the organism in Eukaryota, Viridiplantae, Streptophyta, Magnoliopsida, Fabales, Fabaceae. The coding region runs from base 152 to 1084 and encodes 310 amino acids. The transcript is spliced from 8 exons. The record is from RefSeq and is a predicted model, not a curated record.
UGGAAAUGGAUAAUCCAAGAAGAAGAAGAAACCAGAUACGUGGACCAAUCAAAGAGCAAUGGUACUUUCUAUAUACAAGAAGUUGUAGUACAAACAUGUUACGUUAUCUACAAUCACUCUUCAUCGCAAGGGAGAUAGAGAGAGAAUCAUCAUGAGUGCUUCUGGCUUUUCUUUAUCUUCCACUGCAGAAGAGGUUACUCAUGGGAUUGAUGGAACUGGACUUACUGCGAUUAUCACAGGAACAACCAAUGGCAUUGGCACUGAGACUGCACGAGUUCUUGCCUUGCGUGGUGUUCAUGUGAUUAUGGGAGUAAGAAACCUUAUUGCUGGAAAAAAUAUCAAAGAAGAAAUACUCAAGGAGAUUCCAACAGCAAAAGUUGAUGUUAUGGAGUUAGAUCUCAGUUCAAUGGCAUCUGUUAGAAGAUUUGCAUCAGACUUCAGUUCAUCUGAUCUUCCAUUGAACAUUCUUAUAAACAACGCAGGAAUUUGUGCACCUGUUUUCACAUUGUCGAAAGAUGACAUUGAACUACAGUUUGCUACAAAUCAUUUAGGUCAUUUUCUUUUGACAAACCUUUUGUUAGACACUAUGAAGAAAACAUCAUAUGAAAGCAAUAAAGAAGGAAGAAUUGUUAAUGUGUCAUCUGAUGGUCACAAUUAUACAUAUCCCGAAGAAAUUAUUUUUGAUAAAAUUAAUGAUGAAUCAAGUUAUGAUAGAUGGAAAGCAUAUGGUCAGUCUAAGCUUGCUAACAUUUUGCAUGUAAAUGAACUUGCAAGACAUCUCAAGGAAGAUGGGGCUAAUAUUACUGCAAAUUCUCUUCAUCCAGGGGCUAUCUUCACCAACAUUGUAAGUCCUGAGGUUGGUCAAACUAUCCCAAAAGGUUUACUAAAUGUGCUUGGGGAAUUUGUAAUUAAAAGUGUUCAACAGGGAGCAGCAACAACAUGCUAUGUAGCAUUGAACCCAAAAGUGAAAGGAAUUAGUGGAAAAUAUUUUUCUGAUAAUAAUAUGGUUGAACCAAGCUCUCAGGGAAAAGACACUGAUUUAGCAAAGAAACUAUGGAAUUUCAGCAUGAAGUUAAUUGAAUAGAAUGCCCAAAAGAAAUUGUUCAUGGAGGUGAUAUAUACAAAAGUAUAUGUAAUUUUAAUUAAGUCCAAAUAUAUAAGGAAUCCUUUAACUUAUAUGUUUGAAAUUAAUAAGUUAGUUUAUUAAGGUUUUUUCAUUCCAAUAAA